CUGCACUGCAACAUUUUUGGUGGCAAUUCUAAAACCCUUCCCAAGGCUCCCACAACACUCCUUCCCCCUACCUAUGGCUUCCAGGCGCAUGAGGGCAUUCAAGCGGUGGAUGAAGUCCAAAGGUUUCCAAUGGUGCGAUGCACUUGAGUUUGUGGACACUCCAGAAGAGGGAAUAAAGGUGAGAGCUUUGUGUGAGUUGAAGGAAGGUGAUGUUGUGGCCAAGAUGCCAAAGGAAGCUUGCCUCACCACCAAGACUAGUGGGGCACGUGAGAUCAUUGAAGAGGCUGGUUUGGAUGGCCAUUUGGGGCUAGCAUUUGCCAUCAUGUAUGAGAGAAGCUUGAGUGGAGACUCCCCUUGGGCUGGCUACCUUCAACUCUUGCCUUUCCAAGAGUGUGUGCCAAUUUGUUGGACCCUUGAUGAAGUAGAUGAGCUUUUGUGCGGCACUGAGCUUCACCAGACAGUUCAAGAAGACAAGGCUCUUAUCUAUGAGGACUGGAAGGAGAAUAUUCUUCCCCUAUUGGAGGUAGCACCUUCUAAACUAAACCCAAAAUUCUUUGGUAUAGAACAAUACUUUGCAGCGAAAAGUCUUAUAUCUUCACGAUCUUUUGAGAUUGAUGAUUACCAUGGUUUUGGCAUGGUUCCCCUGGCAGAUCUAUUCAAUCAUAAAACAGGUGCAGAGGAUGUGCAUUUCACUGCUAUGUCCUCUAAUUACGAAUCUGAUACUGAUGUUGAUGGUUGUAACAAUGAUGAAGGCAUUGUUGAGGAAGAAGCAUUGGCUCAAAAUUCCUCUAUAGAUAUGACUGUGUUAAAUACUGCUAAUGUUGAGAACUGUGUUGUUAGUGACAUAGAGAGUUCUUUAGUCAGUGAGGGUGAUACUUCUAUGCUGGAGAUGAUUAUGAUAAAAAAUGUCAGCGGUGGGGUUGAGGUAUUUAAUACUUAUGGGCUAUUGGGUAAUGCUGCUUUGCUUCACAGAUAUGGAUUUACUGAGCAAGAUAAUUCCUAUGAUAUAGUAAACAUAGACAUGGAACUGGUAAUUCAAUGGUGUUCUACCGCGUUCUCUGACCGGCACUGUAGAGCAAGAGUCUCCCUUUGGAGAAGGUUAGGCUAUUCUGCCUGUGGAAUCCAAAACUCUGAAUAUUUUGAGAUCUCAUUUGAUGGGGAGCCACAAAUUGAACUCCUCAAUUUAUUACAGAUCAUGUUAUUACCAGAUACUGCUUACCAUAGGUUAGACCUAUCGGUAUCAGUUUCUGGAAAUUGUCAUGAAUCAAAUGGAGCCAGUACCACCCUUCUGAAUGACAAUAUAAUUCCUAAUAAAGCCUUUGAUAUGAGCAAGAAAUCUUUGCUGCCUAAAAAUGUUUGUGGUGCCCUGUUGUCACUUGCUGAUAUGAGGGAGAGUCUCUAUGGUUCAAAAUCAAUUGAAGAUGAUAUUGAGGCAUUGGGAAGGUGUAGUUUAGUUAGAGAGAAAAAGCUGUACCAUUCUUUGAUGCUGCGGAUCAAUGAAAGGAAGGUCCUUCAAAAGCUCAGAAAUUAUGCUUCACAGCCUUUUAAAGUCACUAACCAGAGUUUACCGAGGAAGAAGUUGAAAAGGACAACAAAGAAAUCGAGUUGAUUUUUUCUUUUAUUUUUAUUUUUAGUUUUUGUUUUAUUUAUUUAUUUCCAUGAGAUGCUUUAACUUAUGUUUUGAUGCACCAAGUCAUUGGCCUAUGCAAAGAAGCUAAGCCGCCUCUGGUUUUUGUUUGGCAUUCAGCAAUAACAAUUCAUGUAUCGUUUAACUUCCAUUAGUUAUGGUUUUUUUAUCCACUGGUCUU
Messenger RNA from Cajanus cajan (pigeon pea), 1808 nucleotides. RefSeq names its product SET domain-containing protein. Lineage: Eukaryota; Viridiplantae; Streptophyta; Magnoliopsida; Fabales; Fabaceae. Gene Ontology annotation, biological process: peptidyl-lysine monomethylation. Gene Ontology annotation, cellular component: nucleus. The record is from RefSeq and is a predicted model, not a curated record. Gene Ontology annotation, molecular function: protein binding; protein-lysine N-methyltransferase activity.